Molecule: messenger RNA, 1486 nt
Organism: Oenanthe melanoleuca
Lineage: Eukaryota; Metazoa; Chordata; Aves; Passeriformes; Muscicapidae
Gene: RASSF10
Product: Ras association domain family member 10
Exons: 1
Coding region: 97-1410 (437 amino acids)
Biological process (GO): signal transduction
Source: RefSeq, a predicted model, not a curated record
GCCGGGCGGGCAGCGCCGAGCGCUCCCUCCCCAUGGAGCUGCUGCCCGGCCAGCGCUGAGCCCGCCGCCCCCGCCGCCCGCCCGCAGCCGCCCCCGAUGGAGCCCGAGGAGAGGAAGAUCUCGGUGUGGAUCUGCCAGGAGGAGAAGCUGAUCUCCGGGCUGUCCCGGCGCACCACCUGCUCGGACGUGGUGCGGGUGCUGCUGGAGGACAGCCACCACCGGCGGCAGCGCCCGGCGCCGCCCGAGCCCGCCGGGGGGAUGCUGUCGGGGCCGCCGCACUCCUACUGCAUCGUGGAGAAGUGGCGCGGCUUCGAGAGGAUCCUGCCCAACAAGACGAAGAUCCUGCGGCUCUGGGUGGCGUGGGGCGACGAGCAGGAGAACGUGCGCUUCGUGCUGGUGCGCAGCGAGGCUUCGCUGCCCAACGCGGGGCCGCGCAGCGCCGAGGCGCGGGUGGUGCUGAGCCGGGAGCGGCCCGGCCGCGGGCUGGGGGCGGCCCGGGCCAGCCUGGCGCUCACGCAGGAGCGGCAGCGCCGGGUGGUGCGGAAAGCCUUCCGCAAGCUGGCCAAGAUCAACAAGCGGCGGCAGCAGCCGCUGGCCCGGGAGGCCUCGUCGGCCGAGAGGAUGGAGACGCUGGUGCACCUGGUGCUGUCGCAGGACCACACCAUCCGGCAGCAGAUCCAGCGGCUCCGGGAGCUGGACCGCGAGAUCGACAGGUACGAGGCCAAGAUCCACCUGGACCGCAUGAAGCGGCACGGCGUCAACUACGUGCAGGACACCUACCUGGUGGGCACGGGCGAGCCCGAGGCGGGCCGGGAGCCGGGCCGGGAGCCGGGCCGGCCCGAGGAGGACUACGCCAGGAAGUGCGAGGAGGUGCUGCAGCUGCAGGAGCAGCGGGCGCAGCAGGAGGAGCUGCUGGAGCACCUGGCCGCCGAGAUCCAGCAGGAGCUCAACGAGCGCUGGAUGAAGCGGCGGCGGGAGGAGCUGGAGCUGGCGGCGGGGCCCGGGCAGGCCGACACGGACUGCGACACCACGGAGCUGAGCGGCGGCGGCGGCCAGGGCGAGCUGCACCUGGAGCACGAACGGGUCCGCACGCAGCUGAGCACCAGCCUGUACAUCGGGCUCAAGCUGAGCACCGACCUGGAGGCCGUCAAGAGCGACCUGGACUGCACGCAGCGGGCGUGGGAGGACAAGGAGCGGGAGCUGCAGCGGCUGCUGGAGACGCUGGGCACGCUGGAGGUGGCGGAGGCGGCGGCGGAGCCGUGCGGGGCGGCGGAGCCGUGCGGGGCGCGGCCGGCGGGCGGCUGGCUGCGCAAGGACCGCGCCGACAACGACGAGGACUCGGACACGGGGCUGAGCUCCAUGCACAGCCAGGACUCGGACUCGCUGCCCGUCUGCGAGUCCCUCGUCUAGCGCCCGCCCCGCACCGGGCACCGCGGAAACUCCCGGCGCGGGAGGCGGUCUGCGCGCAGGAAACAUUUUAAUUUGA